Molecule: messenger RNA, 426 nt
Organism: Plasmodium vinckei vinckei
Lineage: Eukaryota; Apicomplexa; Aconoidasida; Haemosporida; Plasmodiidae
Product: mitochondrial fission 1 protein, putative
Exons: 2
Coding region: 1-426 (141 amino acids)
Biological process (GO): autophagy of mitochondrion; mitochondrial fission; peroxisome fission
Cellular component (GO): peroxisomal membrane; mitochondrial outer membrane
Molecular function (GO): protein binding
Source: RefSeq, a predicted model, not a curated record
AUGGACAGCCCAGAGUUGCUUAAAAUUGAGCUCCAAAGAUUAAAGAAUGACUAUGAAAAUGAGCUGUCUAUAGAUCAUGUAAUGCCCAAAACGCAAUUCGAUUAUGCUUGCUUAUUAAUAUGCUCGUCAGAUUUAAAAAAUAUAAAACUUGCCUCAUCACUAUUACAUGAACUAUUACUUAUAAAUUAUAAUCGUAUCGAUUGCUUAUAUCAAUUAGCUAUAGCACAUAUAAAGUUAAGAGAUUAUAAAAAGGCAAAAAAUUAUUUAAAUGCUUUAUUAAAAAUAGAUGCAAGAAAUACUAAUGCAUUAGCACUAAAAAGUUUAUUAUUUGAUAUGAUAUCAUCGGAUGGACUUAUAGGAGGCUUGUUGAUUGCCCUUACAGCAUGUGGUGUUUAUUUGUCUUUUAAAUCUUUUAAAUAUUUUUAA